AUGAUUGACGCCGGAUUGACCCCGUUCCUUGUAUUUACGGCCUUGAUUUCUCACACCCAGUCUAUCGAGCCUGUCAAUGCCCCAGGUCAUUGGUCCACUCUGUUCGCUAGCGACCAGGCUACUACCAGUAUCGUGUUCGCCACCUUUGUUACCAGCGUGGUUACCGGGACGUUUCACCUGGUAUCUUUAGCGGUAUCGAUCUAUCUUGGGGUCAUCUUCCGCAAGAUUUCAAGACUUCCUCCGGAUAUGAACCCUUUAGAGGACAAUCUAACGUCUCGGCACAAGCGCAAUAAGUCAUCUCUUCUCGAUAACCGUACGAGCCAAAUCUCCAUAUCAACAGACAAGAUCCGAGGACUCAGGGCUGAAGAUCCUCUGAUGGCCUCCCCGACCGUCCCAUUCAUGCACACCCGCAACGACUCCUACUCAAACAUUACAAACGUCUCCCAUCCUAACGCGAGCGCCAGAGCUUCUCGUACUAACCUUUCAACUCCGUUUAACGGUCAGCCACCGGCUCAUCGUUCCCCUCAUACCAAGAUUGGAGGCCCCUUCUAUGACCUACCGCUCUCUCAGCGCUCCUCGCGGACCAAGAUCCAGAGCCAAAAUAAUGACCAAUUGCGCUCUUCUCGUACCGACUCCCAUAUCAACACUACUGAUGCUCCCCAUCUCAACACCAAUGACAGUGUCUCUUUGACUGACCUCGCAACUCCUUUCUACGACCAACCGCCUGCUCAUCGUUCCUCUCGUACUGAGAUUCAAGGCCCUUUCUAUGAUCAACACUCCCCCUCCCACCAGUCGUCUCGUACCAUGUUCCCUGUCCUUUCUCAGGGCGAAAGCCUGGCGAAACAAACCGAUCAACCAACAGUAAUCUGUUCUCCCGCCAAGUCUUCUUCGCUUUAUUCCAACUCUUCCAACCCCGCGAGCCAUACCAACCACCCAAAUAUAAUUCGUUCUCCUACUAAAUCUUCAUCAAUCUACUCCACCAGCACCAUCACCACAAUAGCAACAAGUCGACCUGGAUCAACACGUCCGCGGUCCACAGUCCCAUCACUUCCCGACAGCAAUUGGAUUACGCACCCUUCUCCCUCCUCUUCUCCAUCCCCAUCGCCCCCAAGAGAACUCAAGCACCUUCUCAACAAACCGUCCUACCAGCCACUUUCCCAGAUUUCGCCCUUUGAGUACACGACCAACGAGAACUUUCGCCCUCUGCAAAUGAACCCACCAACCCCACCGCUCGAUCAGCAGAAGCGAAGGGGAGCAGCCGGGGUAGAGAAGGGGCCAUUGACGCCGGGAACCGGAAAUCCUGGCCAAGGAGGGGGCUGGGCCCCUGGGAUGGUUGGGAUCGGCAAGGCCAAAGCGUGGGGAGGCAUGGGGAGAUCUGGGCCUGCAGGAAUGGGUGGCGGAGGUAGGGUUGUUAGUAGGAGCGGAGUGGAGGUCAAGGAGAGAGGAAUUUUCCCAAGUGGAGGCAUCAGAGCACGAGAAGUUAGCGGGAAAGUGAUGGAGGAGGGAAGGACAGGGACCGGAGGAUGGAUGUGA
Molecule: messenger RNA, 1533 nt
Organism: Letharia lupina
Lineage: Eukaryota; Fungi; Ascomycota; Lecanoromycetes; Lecanorales; Parmeliaceae
Exons: 1
Coding region: 1-1533 (510 amino acids)
Source: RefSeq, a predicted model, not a curated record